UAAUGUUAUGGAGCUGAUAUGUCCUUUCUGUAGAGUUGAUUGUUCUGUUAUGUGUGACAAGCUGCGAUGACGGACAGACGCACUCGGACCAGGGAGAGGUGGCGGGAAUGGCAGCAGGUGAUGCAGAAGAGGAAGGAUUAGAGUGGCGGAUGUCUGAAGGAACUUAAGAAGAAUCUCUCGAGGUACCAGAUGAAAUAAGGAUGGGUACGUUCGUGACCCUGGCAGAAGUGUUGGAGGCCCGGGGUUCACCGCUGGACGAGGACGAGGUCUGGUGUCUGCUGCUCGCCACCACUGAGGCCCUGCUGGACAUCUCCAAAAAAGGGUCAGGCAACAUGUGCAGUGUGCUAAGCCCAGGCUCGGUGCUACUGUCAGCCAAUGGGAGUCUGGCCUUCAAGAGCUGUGCACCGUACGAAGAUGUGGCCUCCUUCACGGCUCCCGAGGCCCAGCAGUCUCACGCUGCCUCCACCAGGACUCCGGCAGAAAAGAUGGUUGUGUACUCUCUUGGGAUGACUCUUUAUUGGUGCGUUGAUUAUCAUCUACCUCAUAACAGGCCGGUCCAGCUGAGUGCGAGGCUGGAGGGUUUGCUGCUUAGUAUGUGUGAGGACAUGGUGGUGCGGAGGAGUGACCUCCUGACGGUGCUGGAGGCCUGUGAGCUGCACCACAAGGCUGCCAUGCUGCCUCCCGCCGAACGCCUCAUCCGACAGCUUGUCGAAGAUGUCUACACGGACUCGGUUGAUCAUGUGUCCAUGGCGGCAAAUGGAUCCCAGCUAACGGACCGCAGUCAAAUGGUCAGGGACAGAUUGCACAGGGGCUCUUUUAAUAACUCAUCAUGGGCGCUGAAGAAGAAUGUUUCUAGAACCUUCUCAGGAGCAUCUUAUCCAUCUGAGUCCAUAGGCCAUCGUUUCAUGAGUGACAGGUCACACUCUCGUCAGACUGAGAAUGGAAAACUGGUUUUCCCCAGGAUCCCCUCGGGAGGUCGACACAGAGAGAGCUACGGCAGCUGGCAGCAGCUGAACCGCGGCCCCUGCAGUCCGUACAUGGACGGUAAUCGACACGCCAACUUAAGACCCCUCACACCGUUUGAGUCGACAAUGAGUCUGAAUGACAAGAAAGCCAAGGACUUGGGCCCUGAGUUUAUUAGAAUAAUAGAUGAGCCGCUUGUUGUCUUGGAGCUGCCUGGAUCCAUUGUGUCAAAGAAAGGGAAAUCUCCAACCACCCAGAGAGAGCUGAGUGUGGUGAUGCCAAAUGGUCGGAGCAUCCUGGUCAAGUGUGAGGUGAAAUCCCGAGGGGGAGACGUCUUUGACAUGAUUGUGGCUCACUCCAACCUGAUGGAACAUUUCUACUUUGGCCUUGCUUACAUUGAUGAUAAUGAAUUUUUCUUUGUGGAAAAUGACACGAAGAUUUCAAAAGUUGCUCCAGAUAGCUGGAAGAAAGUGCCUACAACCACCCUUGUUCUUUACUUCAGGGUCAAAUUCUUUGUCAGUGACAUAUCUCUCCUUUUGCACAAACAGACCCGUCACCAGUUUUACCUCCAGCUCAGGAAAGACCUUUUGGACGACAGGCUGUCCUGCCAUGAGGAGACUGCUCUGUACCUGGGGGCUCUGGCCCUGCAGACGGAGUAUGGAGACUGCAUGCCUGAGGUGUAUGGUAGGAACUACUACCGCCCUGACCAGUAUGUCCCCAAGAGUGUGAUGGAGAAACGUGCCUUGCCUUACAUUAAGGAGGAGCUGCUGCGACUUCACACCAACAACGCUCAGAUGCUGGCCGACGAAUCAGAGCUCGAGUUCCUCAAAGUGUGUCAGCAGUUGCCUGAAUACGGUGUGUUGUUCCACCGCGUGACGCGUGAAAGAAAGCCUUUAGAAGGAGAGAUUAUCCUUGGGGUUUGUGCCAAAGGUGUCAUCGUCUAUGAAGUCAAAGAUGGCUGCAGAUCCACCAGUCAGACUUUCUACUGGAGGGAGACCGCAACCAUUUCCUCGAAUAGGCGUAAAUUUGUAGUAGAGAGCCGUGGCAGCAAGAAGAAGUACACCUUCAUCACCGAAAGGUCGAAGAUAGCCACGUAUCUGUGUAACCUGUGCUCCGCCCAGCACAAGUUCAACAAUGAGAUGAACUCUCGCCAGCUCAGCCACAGCCUGAUCUCAGAGGCGGUGUGUCGUGCUCAGAGCAGUCGGCUCAAGUCCUACUCAUGCUCAGAGACACCACAGGAUGAGAGUGGUCUGACCACGCCUCAGGACGAGUCCCUCACCAAGCUGUGUGAUGACGUCACAGCCAGGAUCGAGUCCCGCAUCAAACAGCAGCGCCAGAGCCUCAAUGAGCAGAGUACCUGCUCCAGCAGUCAGCCCAGCAGCAUUGGAAUGCGUUCACCAGCAUUAUCUCAGAGGAGUGGAUCUGAGGCCCCCUCUGGUUCCCCAGCAACUAGAGGAAACCUGAAUAAACGGGGAACGUCAUCUGAGAGAGAAGUUUUAUGUGUUUCCUUGAAGAAAGACCCAAAGCUUGGCCUUGGUAUAGUGAUAGUGGGGGAGGACACUGUGGGGUGUUAUGAUUUGGGCAUCUUUGUUGCCUCUAUUGUUCCUGGUGGACCAGCAGAUAAGGAUGGACGCGUCAGACCAGGUGGUCGUCUCAUCUCUCUGAACCACAUCAGUCUGGAAGGCGUCACCUUCAGCGAGGCAGCAGAGGUCAUGCAGAGCAGCCCCGAGGAGGUGCAGCUCAUUAUCUCACAGUCAAAAGUCUCUCUCAGUCCUAACAGUGUGCGCCCUCCUGUGUUGAGAAAUUACGAGUCCCAGACCACACUGCUGACGGAUGGUCGAUCGGAAGACAACAGCCUGGAUGAGGUCGUGUCAGUCAUGACGACGCCAAAGACCGGGAAUAGGCUGCACGUCCCUUGUGAAGUACGAGUCCUCGGUGCCCAGGACGGCUGCUCUCCGUCUCCCUCUCUAAACUGCGAGAGGCCGGAGGAGAUCACCGUGGAGCUCAGGAAGAUAGCAGGAAGUCUCGGCAUUAGCAUCUCUGGUGGCUUCGACACAUCCCAUCCUAAUGGAGGAAUCUACAUCAAGAGCCUUGUCGCCGGAGGGGCUGCUGAGAGAGACGGACGUGUACAUACAGGGGACAGACUGUUGGAGGUGGAUGGAAUUCGUUUCCAGGACUUCACCUACCAGCAGGCUGUGGAGUGUCUGAGUAGAACUGGAGAGGUGGUAACCAUGGUUGUGGAGAAGGAUCUGAUGAACCUGCCAGGGGUUUCCCUCAGCAGCAGCAGCGUGACCAGCCCCAGCCUCAGUCCAGCCACCGGCCGGCCGAGACUCGAGAGCUGCUCGUCCAUGGGCGCCCCCCCAAGCACGAUCGGUGACUGGCCCAGGGACUACAGCUUCAUCACUGACAACAACACACAGGAGGUGACGCUGACCAAGAGUGCCAAAGGCCUGGGCUUCAGCUUCCUCAUGUGCGAGCUGGAUCCGCCCACUGGCGACUUUGGCAGCCUGGUGCGGAUAAAGCAUCUUUUCCCGGGCCAGCCGGCCGAGGAGAGUGGCAGGAUCCAGGAGGGAGACGUCCUGCUGGCCAUCAACGGACAGUGGCUCAGGGAGCUGUCCUAUCCAAAAGUGUUGCGGCUGUUCAAGACCUCACCACCUGAGGUGCGACUGACUCUCUAUCGACCUGCCCCCGGGACCCUUCCUUCCAUCGAUCAGUUCACUGGCACAUGAGUGACGCCACAGCGAGGUCACUGGCGGCAACGUGGGCCGGCGAGGCCGCUCUCGAUGAGAUCGGCUGAGCGCUCCGCCGUCCGCCGAUCUCAUCGAUCGACACCGACACUGCGGAAAGGUCAGCGCUGUUCACCUGAUGUGACCUGAUGUGACCUGAUGUGACGUGAGGUACACUGAAGAACCUGACAUGGAUCAGUAAAGCACGGCGGUCAAAUGUGUGGCCACAGUGGCUCGUGAAACUUUAUGGAUUUGUGAAGAGGACAACUGGAUAAAAACAAG
Messenger RNA from Scophthalmus maximus (turbot), 3971 nucleotides. It is a transcript of the gene frmpd2, whose product is annotated as FERM and PDZ domain containing 2. NCBI's taxonomy places the organism in Eukaryota, Metazoa, Chordata, Actinopteri, Pleuronectiformes, Scophthalmidae. The record is from RefSeq and is a predicted model, not a curated record. Bases 201 to 3692 code for a protein of 1163 amino acids. Gene Ontology annotation, molecular function: protein binding. Gene Ontology annotation, cellular component: cytoskeleton. The transcript is spliced from 29 exons.